AGUAACAACCUCUUUCCAUUCCAACGAAAACUGUGGAAAAAGAAAAGAAAAGAGACAAAAAAAAACCUAGCUAGGGUUUGAGUUUUGAUACCUUUCUCAACCAAAGGAAGCAACGAAGCUGAAAAAGAGAAAGUUCCAAAACGGUAUUUUGAGAUUUCUUGGAGGGUUCCAUUGAUUUCAUCUUCAUUUGAAACGGAAAAAAGAUAAAAAAGAGAAAGCGUUGGAAAAUCCCAUCUUUAUUCCAGUGGUUGCAAGACGUGAUGGAUUUGUUGCUUUUGAUUCCAGUGCUGGAUUUUUGAAAUUCGUUGCGGUAAUGGAAGAUUUGAGUGAUUUUGGUGAUGGGGUUUUCUUGAAUUUUCGUUUGGGUUGGGAAAUGGCAGUUGGAAAAUCUCGUAUUUGUUCUAUGUUCGAAGACCUGCGCGUUUGGGGCUUUUGAAUCUGGUGUAGUUUUUCUGAAAUUCGUUGUCGGAGUGGAAUGUUUGAUUGAUUUUGGUGAUGGGUUUUUCGUGAAUUUUGAUUUGUGCUGGGAGAAGGCUGUCAGAAAAUAUCAUCUUUCUGCCAAUCCGGUGUAGCUGAUGAAUUUGGGGCUUUUGAAUCUAGAGUAGGUGUUUUUGCAAUUCGUUGCGAGGAUGGAUGAUUUGAGCUAUUUUGGGGGUGGUUUUUCAUGAAUUUUUUAUUUGGUUAGGUGGUAUAAAUUGAAAAAGUCCUAGAAGCCCUUGGAAUUUAGGGAUUUCAAAGCUCUUGUAGGCCUUUGGAGGAGUUGUGGUUGUAAGUGGACGAUUUAAGGAUGAAUGUUUCUGAAUUUUGAUUAGGAUGGAAGGCUUUAAAAACCCAAUUUCUUCAACAGAAGAAACCCUUGCAAUUUAGGGCUUUCAACCCUUUUGUGGGCUUGGGAGAAAUUGAUGUUGGAAGUGGAGAGUUUGAAUGGAAUUUUUGUGGGUGUAGAUUUUGCUUUGGUAGAAUUGAUUGAAAGAUCUCCCCAUUUUUAUUUGGCCAUUCUCUUGUAGAAUUUUGGAGAAAUUUGGGAUGAAGAUGGCAGAAGUGAAUGAUUUCGAUGAUGGGUUUUUCAUAGACUUCGACGAGGAGGAAGAAGAAUUCCGGAGCUGCUUUGCAGAGGAAGAUGAAUGGCGGGACCUAGAGGAGUCUGUAGAAGAUGGUUCGAAGGAUGAGGUAGAUGAAUUCACAUUGAAGAUGUUCUUUAAAGGUGUGUCUAUAGCUCAGGAUGGAGAUCCAGGUCAACGGGCUUCUGGAAUUGGGGUUGUUAUGGAGAGAUUGCGCCAGGGGGCUGUUCAUUAUGUGCAGAAAAAGCUUGAUUUCUAUGUCGAGGAGUCGGUUGCUGAGCAUCUGGCGUUGAUGGAUGGUUUGUUAGAGGCUUUGCGGAGCGACGUGACUCGUGUCUUUGCAUUUACAGAUUCUGAAACUGUAUACAGUCAGAUUGCCCGAGGUGAAAGACUCGAAAACCAGCUUCUAACAGCACUUGCACAAAGGAUUCUCGAACAUGCGAGUAAACUGGAAAUUUUCGUCUUGAAACUGGUUCCCAGUGGCGAACUCUUGAAGCCAUUGAGAUUAGCACAAGAUGCGAUCGGUGCGGGGGAUGGCUCUUUUGGUGACUGCCCGAUCUGUCGUGAAGAGAAGGCACCAUCGCAGCUGAUAAGAUUGAACUGUUCUCACAAAUUUUGCUGGCAUUGUAUGAUAAAGUACAUGGACGCAAAGUUACACAGCUCCCAAGUUCCAAUACGAUGCCCGCAAUUGAGAUGCAGACAUUGCAUCUCAGCCAUUGAGUGCAAGUCAUUUCUUCCGGCCGCUUGCUAUGAAUCAUUUCAAAGGGCUCUUUCAGAAGCUGAUAUUCUCGACUCCGAGAAAAUCUACUGCCCAUACCCAAACUGUUCGGUGCUGCUUAAUCCCCGCGAUUGUUUAUCAACGCAGGCAAGCUCAUCCAGCCAGUCCGAAACCAGCUGUGUCGACUGCCCUGAGUGCCGGAGGUUUAUCUGCAUCAGUUGUGGGGUGCCAUGGCAUUCAUCGAUGAGCUGCGAGGAGUAUCAGGAACUGCCAGUGGAGGAGAGAGAUGCCGGGGACAUCACUCUGCAUCGCCUGGCGCAAAAUCAGCGGUGGAGGCGGUGCCAGCAAUGCAGGCGGAUGAUUGAGCUCACACAUGGAUGCUAUCACAUGACCUGCUGGUGCGGCCACGAAUUCUGCUAUUCUUGUGGGGCCGAAUAUCAUGACGGGCAGCAGACCUGUCAAUGUGCAUUCUGGGACGAAGACUUUGAGGGCUCGACCACCCCAUCUCUGCACGAAGAAUCGGAGCCAUGGAGAUGGGACUCAUUCGAUUCUGUGCCCAUGGCUAUGGAUGCGUACACGGAUCAGGAGAGAUCGCAGCUGGCGCUGAUCCAGAGGUUCCUCGCCGGUGGAUUCAGCCUCAGUGAUCUCCAUGUGGAUCAGUCCCCGCCCCGCUGCUCAGACUCAUAUGUUGACACCAUAAAGGACCUCCACCAGCUCCCGUGGCUCGAGAGGUUCGUCUCUGUGAUUAGCGACAAUUACUAUGAAGAUUACGUCCAGUAAAUUAAGCGAAGCUCACAACCACACAUCUUGAUUCUCGUAAUAAGUCGCAUGCAAUAGGUAUAUCCUGUCCAUUGUUUCUGUUUACAUUGGCUGCUACUUCAUGAAGGUGACAACACUUCUUA
Molecule: messenger RNA, 2681 nt
Organism: Magnolia sinica
Lineage: Eukaryota; Viridiplantae; Streptophyta; Magnoliopsida; Magnoliales; Magnoliaceae
Product: E3 ubiquitin-protein ligase RSL1
Exons: 3
Coding region: 1027-2559 (510 amino acids)
Biological process (GO): protein polyubiquitination; ubiquitin-dependent protein catabolic process; positive regulation of proteasomal ubiquitin-dependent protein catabolic process
Cellular component (GO): cytoplasm; ubiquitin ligase complex
Molecular function (GO): ubiquitin conjugating enzyme binding; ubiquitin protein ligase activity; nucleic acid binding
Source: RefSeq, a predicted model, not a curated record